AUGGCUCCAGGAGGUAAAUCGGCAGGAAAGGCGAUGAAAAAAUCGUCGGGCAAAGCGCAGAAGAACAUCGUCAAGUCUGACAAGAAACGCAAGCCUAAGAGAAAAGAAUCAUACGCAAUCUACAUCUACAAAGUACUGAAACAAGUACACCCCGACACCGGUGUCUCCUCGAAGGCAAUGAGCAUCAUGAACAGUUUCGUCAACGAUCUGUUUGAGCGCAUAGCCACCGAAUCUAGUCGUUUGGCACACUACAACAAGCGUUCGACCAUUACCAGUCGGGAAAUCCAAACUGCUGUCCGACUAUUGUUACCCGGUGAAUUGGCCAAGCACGCCGUAAGUGAAGGAACAAAGGCAGUCACUAAAUACACAAGCUCCAAGUAA
This is a messenger RNA of Rhopalosiphum maidis (corn leaf aphid), 381 nucleotides long. Its product is annotated as histone H2B-like. Lineage: Eukaryota; Metazoa; Arthropoda; Insecta; Hemiptera; Aphididae. The transcript has a single exon. The coding region runs from base 1 to 381 and encodes 126 amino acids. The record is from RefSeq and is a predicted model, not a curated record. Gene Ontology annotation, molecular function: protein heterodimerization activity; DNA binding; structural constituent of chromatin. Gene Ontology annotation, cellular component: nucleosome.